Molecule: messenger RNA, 1422 nt
Organism: Brettanomyces bruxellensis
Lineage: Eukaryota; Fungi; Ascomycota; Pichiomycetes; Pichiales; Pichiaceae
Exons: 1
Coding region: 1-1422 (473 amino acids)
Biological process (GO): protein demethylation
Molecular function (GO): protein methylesterase activity
Source: RefSeq, a predicted model, not a curated record
AUGUCAGAGUUUCAAAGAAAAUUGUUUCAAAAUAAGCUUGCAAAGGCUGAAAAGAGCUUGGGACUUAAUUUUUCGGAAGCUGUAGAUGAUGUUGAUAACUAUGGUAAUUCAGAAGAUUCAUUUGGUGAAUUAGCGCCAUUGCCGGGUGUGGGAGCACUCGGAUCACAUUCAUUUCAUCAUAAAACAAGGUUGGCAGCCGAAAGUGAGAAUGUGUUCGUUCAGAAUCUUCCGAAGUGGGGGGAUUUCUUUGACUGUAACGACAUUUACAGAGAUCCUAACAGUGGAUAUUGUUUUCAAACAUAUUAUUCGAAACCCAUAAUCAAUGAUACUAUUGAAGAUAUAAAUAAUAAUCCUGUUAUUUUCAUUUCUCAUCAUGGUGCUGGUUCAUCUGGAUUAACUUUUGCAAAACUUACACAGUCGUUGAAAAAGCAGUCUAAGCUUCAAGGAUACAAUGGUACCCCAGGAUUGUUUACUUUUGAUAUGAGAGGUCAUGGAACUACCAACCGAAUUAAUAGUACUGAGAGUCAGAAUUACUCUAUGUCAAUAGACCAGUUGUGCUAUGAUUUUGAAUUUGUAUUGAAGCAGUUUUAUAUUCAACAUUUUUCUAAGAGUGAUGUCAUCCCCAGCUUAUUUCUCUUGGGCCAUUCUUUAGGAGGUGCUGUUUUAACCAAAGUUGUUUAUGAAGAGCAGCAUAUGUUAAAAUAUAACAGAAAGGCAAAUUCUACAUCUAAAAGAAAGUCUCUGGAUUUGCCGUUACCUGAAAGUAUAUUCAAUUGCAUAAAAGGGCUUAUUAUGAUUGAUAUUGUGGAAGACACUGCAGUGAAAGCUCUUAGCUCGAUGCCAGCUUAUCUAAGAGGUGUUCCAAAAAGCUUUCCUUCCUUAAAAAGUGCGAUUGAUUGGCAUAUUUCAAGUGGAUUAAUACAUAACCGGAAAAGUGCGAUAAUUUCUGUGCCACCCUUGGUUUACAGGCGAGAUAAAUCGGGACAGGGACCGUAUUGUUGGGUCACUGAUCUUUCUAAGACGGAAAAGGGAUGGGCAAGUUGGUUCACUGGGCUCUCUUCUAAUUUUAUCAGUAUAGGCAACUCUGUCUCAAAAAUGCUUAUUUUGGUCAAUAAUGAUUAUCUCGAUAAGGAUUUAAUGAUAGGCCAAAUGCAGGGUCGAUACCAAUUGACGGUUUUCCACAACUCUCAACUGCAACUCAAAAAUACAUUGACUACACAGACUAAAACAAUUUGCAGCGAAGACUCUGAUGAACUGGGUCAUUUUGUCCAUGAGGAUAUUCCCGAUAAGGUUUCCAUCAGCCUUCUGGAAUUUGUUGAAAGAAACGAUUAUGAGGAUCUGAGUCGCAGUCAAAAUCCUUCCGUAAGCUCGAAAAUUGAUUUAUUGAAUAAGUUGAAUAAAAAAUGGGGCAUCAAAAAAUGA